Messenger RNA from Pundamilia nyererei, 2341 nucleotides. It is a transcript of the gene redic1, whose product is annotated as regulator of DNA class I crossover intermediates 1. NCBI's taxonomy places the organism in Eukaryota, Metazoa, Chordata, Actinopteri, Cichliformes, Cichlidae. The record is from RefSeq and is a predicted model, not a curated record. The coding region runs from base 196 to 2190 and encodes 664 amino acids. The transcript is spliced from 14 exons.
UGUGUCGGAAGUCUGGUGGUUCGUCCUCGCGCUUCUAUUGUAUUCUGAAAGCUAAGAUAAAGUUAGCUACCUAGCUGAAACAAAACAAUAAGCUACGCAUGCACUCUGAAUUUCUGUGCUGACACAGGCACAAAAGCUUGAACUUUGUAGUUUUCUGGAUUUUGUCGUUUCUAUAGUAAUUAAGAGCUGUUAAAAAUGAACUGGGUUGGAGGUUCAAGAAACCGGUUAGUGAUGAGGAAUAAUGCCAAAAAGCAGAGGGAAUUCUUUGAAAAGAGAAAAAUGCAACAAAAACUUAAAAACAUGGGAAUACCUGUCCCAGCCCCUUCCCUAGGCAACACUAGUUCUGGUAGUUUGGACCUAAUGACUCUGUUUAUCGUCAACCAGAUUGCUGCUAAAAAAGCAUGUAAAGAUCCUCCUAAAGCAGCAGUUCUUGGCAGCUGUAAGGCAGGAGCCAGGCAUAAGAGAAAAGAUCCUCUGGUGCUCCCGAUGAGCCCCUGUUCCCCAUCACGGCUGUGUCUUGUUGAGGGCCAGUCUGAGUACAGUGUUCAAGAAAGCAGAGAAAGAAGGAAGGUAAUUCCACAAGGGUUCAAGUUUCAGCGUUUGUCGCCAGUACUUGAGUCAGGUUUCUCAGACAACAGUGCCUCUGACUACCUGCCUGCCAUACCUGAUGCCCGCAGCCCCUUCUCUUCCACCUCAUCUGCCUGCUCAGGCCAAGGAACUUUCACCCUGCAGCUGAAUCUCCAGAAACAAAGCCAGGCACUGCAUCCCUCUUCUCCCCCACCCUGGGACACCUCAGUUCUAUCGCAGACCGAUGCAUUUCAUCCUUUCUCUCAGCCCAGAAGUAUGACAAACACAUCUCCCUGGUCGCACAACCUUAACCAACCCUUCUUCCAACUUGAGAACCCCACAGCAUCUCAAGUCCUCUUUGGCAGUCCACAACCAGGUAAAAGCAAGGCAGAAGACCAUGCAACAUAUGUGGACAGCAUCUUUCUCAACCGGCCAAAGGACAAAGAGUCCAUGCUGGACUUCACGCUUAACCAGUCAGAAAUUCAGCAGCAAUUGGAGAACAAUGUCUUUAGAGGCUUUUGUGAUGAAGAUUGUGAAGGACACUCUCAUUCUGGGAGUGAAAAAUCAAAAAUAUGUCUCCCAGAUCAGACACCGGUAAACUCUUCUGCACCUCAAACUGUGCCAGACUCACGGUGCAUGGGAGCAGAGCCCUGCAACUGCCCUGACACAAGGUUUUCAUGUUUUGGAGACAACACUGGGCCAGUGAAUGGCUCUGAAUAUUCGCCAAGUUACUCUUUUAGAGGAGGUCACCUGAGUCCAGACUCAAAUGAUGAUGAAGACUGCUAUCAGCUAUGCCUCCCAGCAUCUUCUUCUUACAUGGAUCAAGCCUUUGGCCUCAGUGGCUCACAAGGGAAUUUAAAUGAAACACUCUCUGAGCUCAGGUCUCACAGCCCACGAAUAAGAUCCCAAAUGGACUUCAGAGUUGACCUAAAAGUUACUGAGAACAUGGCUACCCCAGAUAAGGCCUUUGAAAGUAAAGGGCAGGAGAAAGAAAGCAGCACAGCUCUCCUUUUAUCUCCACACCCUUCAGCUCAAACUCAGAGCUCAGAUGUCUGCAAAUGCAAGAAAACAUCAAGUGAAACUCGAGAUGCAGGAACUCAAACAGUACGCAGCCCCCCAGCUGGGGCGUGCGAUGCUUCGACUCAGUGCAGCUUUGUUGCAGACAGUGCUCUUGGGUACAGCUUGCAUCUAUCAAACGCUGACAUGUCGGAGCUGCCUCCAGCCACAGGGAGGCAGGCCGGUACUGCCACAGAGCCAGAUGCACUCACAGCUUCACCAGAAAACUCCAGGAGCGAAGAGAAGCAGACGCCCUGGAGCAACAAGAAAUCAAAGGCGGUUUCCCUGUCAGGCAGGAGCAUGACCACUGCUAAUAACGGUGCCAAAACGAUUCUACAGAGACCCGCAAACCUCCUUCUCACUAACGACCUGAGCACGACUAAUGUCAGAGGUCAGGAGAAUAAAGAACACGAGAACUGCCCUCCAAUGACAAGCUUUUCAGAUCAAGGGAGGGAAGAGGGCACAUCUGGCACCAGAGUUAACAUAGUCUCAAAGGAGGCUGAAAUGCUUCAAGAAAUAGCCAACAUUUUGCUCCUCCUGAAGCAGAGGAAAAUUCAGGGCUACUAAGAACAGAUGGAUGAAGACAUCAGGAAAUCAGUUCUGUGCUGUGCAUCUUCCUUUAUUUUAAAGCAACAGUCAUAAAAGUAGAUUAAAAUAGUUACAGUGUUCUUAAUGUUGUGAUGCAGUUUAUGCAGUUAAAUAAAGCUCCAAAACAUGA